Sorex fumeus (smoky shrew) is the source of this 2054-nucleotide messenger RNA. It is a transcript of the gene MFSD2A, whose product is annotated as MFSD2 lysolipid transporter A, lysophospholipid. Gene Ontology annotation, molecular function: lysophospholipid:sodium symporter activity. The coding region runs from base 96 to 1661 and encodes 521 amino acids. Lineage: Eukaryota; Metazoa; Chordata; Mammalia; Eulipotyphla; Soricidae. The transcript is spliced from 14 exons. The record is from RefSeq and is a predicted model, not a curated record. Gene Ontology annotation, cellular component: membrane. Gene Ontology annotation, biological process: carbohydrate transport.
GGCGGCGGCGCCCAGGCAGCUCCCGGCACGCAGGAGGCCCGCGGAGCGCAGCUGCAUCCCGGGGUCCCGGUGCCAGGCGGCGUGGCCCGCGGGUCAUGGCCAAAGGCGAGGGCGCCGAGAGCGGGUCCGCAGCCGGACUGCUGCCCACCGGCAUCCUUCAGACUGGUGAACGGCCGGCCCAGGUGAAGAAAGAACCAAAGAAGAAACAACAGUUGUCCAUCUGCAAUAAGCUGUGCUAUGCAGUUGGGGGAGCCCCCUACCAGGUGACAGGUUGUGCCUUGGGGUUCUUCCUGCAGAUCUAUCUAUUGGAUGUGGCUCAGGUGAGCCCUUUUUAUGCCUCCAUCAUCCUAUUUGUGGGCCGCGCUUGGGAUGCCUUCACAGACCCCCUGGUGGGCUUCUGCAUCAACAAGUCCUCCUGGACCCCCCUGGGCCGCCUCAUGCCCUGGAUCAUCUUUUCCACGCCCCUGGCCAUCAUUGCCUACUUCCUCAUCUGGUUCGUGCCUGACUUCCCACAGGGCGAGUGGCUGUGGUACCUGAUUUUCUAUUGUCUCUUUCAGUCACUGGUCACGUGUUUCCACGUUCCUUACUCAGCACUCACCAUGUUCAUCAGCACGGAACAGAGCGAGCGGGACUCGGCCACUGCCUAUCGGAUGACUGUGGAGGUCCUGGGCUCGGUGCUGGGCACAGCCAUCCAGGGACAGAUUGUGGGCCAAGCGGAUACGCCUUGUGUCCAGAAUUCGACAUCCACCAACCGCACAAACAUCACCUCACCCAGAGAAACGAAAAAUGCCUACCUGCUGGCGGCGGGCGUCAUCGCCUCCAUCUACGUCAUCUGUGCUGUCAUCCUCACCCUGGGCGUGCGGGAGCAGAGAGAAGCCUAUGAGGCUCGGCAGGCUGAAUCCGUGUCCUACCUUCGGGGUCUCCGGCUGGUCAUGAGCCAUGGCCCAUACAUCAAGCUGAUUGCUGCCUUCCUCUUCACCUCACUGGCUUUCAUGCUCGUGGAGGGAAACUUCGCCUUGUUUUGCACCUACACUUUGGGCUUCCGGAAUGAGUUCCAGAAUCUACUCCUGGCCAUCAUGAUCUCGGCCACACUCACCAUUCCCUUUUGGCAGUGGUUCUUAACCCGGUUUGGCAAGAAGACAGCUGUGUAUGUUGGGAUCUCGUCUGCAGUGCCUUUCCUCAUCUUGGUGGCCCUCAUCGAGAGUAACCUGAUUGUCACUUACGUGGUGGCGGUGGCAGCUGGCAUCAGUGUCGCUGCUGCCUUCCUACUACCUUGGUCCAUGUUGCCCGAUGUCAUUGACGACUUCCACUUGAAGCAGCCCUUGGCCCAUGGCACUGAGCCCAUCUUUUUCUCCUUUUACGUCUUCUUCACCAAGUUCGCCUCCGGAAUCUCACUGGGCGUCUCCACUCUCAGUCUUGACUUUGCUGGGUACCAGACACGUGGCUGCUCACAACCGGUGCAGGUCAAGUUUACACUAAAGAUGCUGGUGACCUUGACCCCCAUAGUCCUCAUCCUGCUAGGCCUGCUGCUCUUCAAGCUGUACCCUAUUGACGAGGAGAAGCGGCGGCAGAACAAGAAGGCUCUGCAGGCUCUGAGAGAAGAGGCCAGCAGCUCCGGCUGCUCCGACACGGACUCCACAGAGCUGGCCAGCAUCCUUUAGGGCCUGCGUGCUGCCGAAGCCACCCACCAUGGCCUGGGACUCCCGGCCACACGAGGAAUCGGGCGUGUGUGCUCGCGCACUGAACAGUCUCCAGGUGCCAGGAGGAGAGUGAAAGAGGGACAGGCCCGGGACACCUCUCGUACCCAUCGCAGGGCGGGCCGAGCAGGCCUAUAGCUGCCCUCCCGUCUGCCCACCUGCUGCCCAGGCCCAGCCCUGGGGCUGCUACUGUGAAUAUGCCAAGGACUGGCCGGGCCAAGCCCAACACUAAUGCAGAGAUGUUUUAUACAGAGACUAAUUAAUAACUUAAUGACUGUAUAUAGCAAUGUGUGUGUGUUUGUCUAUGUCUGUGAGCUAUUAAUGUUAUUAAUUUUCAUAAAAGCUGGAAAAACAAGA